GCGUAGCUCCUGCCAACACCAGUCUUCAAGUCUAGUUCAUCAGGGUGCACACUACUUGCUCGCUCUGCUCGCUGACUCCUUCGCACAACAACUUUAUAAUUCGUGGUGUAUUCUGUUGAUAAUUUGGUGCAGUGUGCGUGCGUGCCUGACGGUGAAAACUGGAACGGGGGAAGUGAGAAGUGAAGAUGGAGGUGGUGUUUGCGGUGCACAUGUAGUGGUCAGAUAAACACGAAACACGAAGGAGAACACUGUAAUAAUAACCUAAAUAACAUAGACUACAGUUACGAUAUCAAGUUGAAUGUAGUUGGAACUUUCAAUAUAAAACAAAUUAAUUUACGUCUCAUAUAUUGAAGAAUUCAAUAUUAAAUCACAAUAAAACAUCGCAAUAAAUGUUUGUUACAAUGAACACUGCGAUAACAAGUUAAAUAACAGGGAGAGAAAUUACCAAGUCGGACCAGAUUUUGGACAAGGGGUUAACUCAAGUACGUCCAGCUGUCAACAUGGGAUAGUUGUUAUUAACGCGAAGAAAUAUUACACACAUUAACAUAUGCCCUUCCCUUCUAAUCAAAUACAACAUUAUAUUACUUCUUGUCGAGCCUAUACCGUUGUUGUGCUAAAUUGCAAGUACAAUCAUAAACUUGAUCUAAUCCAACUUAAGCAAGCCAAACCAAAGCUAGUUUGGCCUAAUCUUACGUAACCUAAACAAACUUAAUGUCACCUAACUUAACUUUGGUAAACUUAAUGUAACAAUCUAACGUAAUUCAGGCAAAUUUAACUUAAACAAAAUCAAACCUUCCAAAAUCUAACCUAAACUAGCCAAUAUGACAUCCAGGGUAAACUGACCUCAUCUGACUUAACUUAACCUCACCAAACCUAACAAAAUAUAACAUUAUCUAACAUUACUUAACCCAAUAUAACUUAACAUAUUCAUAGAGACUAUCAUAAAAUAACUUGCACUAUUGACAUUUUAUCCAGUGGAAAAUUGUUCGACUAGAUUCUUGUCCAGUGGAAAAACUGCCAACUGGGAUUUAGUUUUUUCGAGUGGGAUAUUUCCUGAGGGCAGUUCGUACAAUAGGAUACUCUACAAAGAUCCUUAAACUCAAAAAUUCAGGAAGAAGAGAUUUUAAGAUCCUUUAUUGAAUCCUACUGUUGAGAGAAGACUAGUUGGAGGCGACAUUGUGUGAACGAAAGACCCCCCCCCCCCACACACACACCACCAGCUACGGGGACUCAACAGGUGUGACGUCUAACAUCCAGGGGAAGAUGUACCUACGCUCGUUGUUGUGCCCUGUUGUGGCUUUAGUCAUCUUCCUCUCGCUUGUAACAGGUGUGAAUGUUAAUGACUCGCUACCAGCACCUUGGUCCAACCCAGAGGUGUGUGGCUCUCCGCAGGACCCGACCCGCAACAUUCAAGGCGAUACCCUUUGUGACCCUGAUCGCAUCUUGUCCCGUAUGGAAUAUACUGAGAUGGCUAAAAAGUUGAAGAAGUGCAGGGAGGAUGCAGGUACAGACACCCAUGUCAUCGUUUUUCUCGCAGCCAACGCCAGUUUCCCCGAUGACUCCGGCAAAGGAGACAAGAUCGCCCGGGUCAACACAUCUUCAGGAGAAAGGCUGUUAAAGAAGGUGGUGACCUCGUAUGACCUGACCAACAAGUCGCCCGUGAUCCUGGUGGUGGCGGUCAAGGAGCCUUUCCAGAUAGUUGAAUGGGUGAGCUCGUCCCUAACAUCCGUACUGGCUGAGGAGGAUCGGCAGGUGGCUAUGAGGGCGGCCGGAAGCAUUCAUGAAGUCCACCAACACUUCUCCACUUCGAUCUUCCACACACUCCACUCCUUCUGUGAGGUGAUACACUGGAAGCACGAGAGAUAUACUACCAAGUGGAUCAUCCUAACCGUCACUUGGAUCGUCUUUGUUGUAGCGUUCCUGUCAGGUCUUGUCGUCAUAAUCAUCUGCUUCAUCAAGGCGAGACGUUCCCGCUUCAAGAACGCUCCUCCUCCCAGGCCGCAGGGCACAGAACGCAGCAACCCCGGCAGGACCAAUGCCAACCCUUUGUCAGGGGACAUGCACGAGCUUACCACACUCUCCUACAGGACAACGGAACACGUUCUCCUGGGAACCACCGACAUAACCGCUGUUGCCUCUCACUCUUGCGCUUCGACCGACAAUCUGUUGAGUAUGUAGAUAAAUGAUUCAAGUGUUUUUUCACCCUGUGUUAUCAUUGCUGGUAAAAGAAAAUUGGAGCAUGAUCUCUGUCACCAGUGUUUGUAUACAUCCAAUCACA
Homarus americanus (American lobster) is the source of this 2278-nucleotide messenger RNA. RefSeq lists its product as uncharacterized. The coding region runs from base 1264 to 2178 and encodes 304 amino acids. The transcript is spliced from 7 exons. The record is from RefSeq and is a predicted model, not a curated record. Lineage: Eukaryota; Metazoa; Arthropoda; Malacostraca; Decapoda; Nephropidae.